GCAAUGGCGGACGACGAUGUGGAAAUCGAGGACUUCAGUGUGACUGACUGGGACUUAGAGAAUGAGUUCAAUCCUAAUAGGACUCGAUACAGGCAGACCAGGGAGGACCGGAUCUACGGGAUUUGGGCUGAAAGAGCCGGGCCCUCCGCGGCAGGUGCGGACGAUGAUGACGACGAUGACGGAGAGGCUGCCGGAGGGGGUAGACCUUCGUUCCGUGGAGCUCCUGGAGGUAAAUCAACGAACAUCGCUUUCGUGUCCAGCGGUUCAUCUCUUUACAACGAGAAGCCUCAGGAAGAUGAGGACAAUCAGGAGAGCGUCGAGUUCAAGAAAGCCCGGAAGAAACCUCGGAGCAUGGCCGGGCCUUCCGGAGUUUUCGCCGGUGAGAGGAGCGCUCUGGGCUCCUCGAUCGGGACUUGGGAAAAACACACGAGAGGGAUGGGCGCGAAACUGCUGCUACAGAUGGGUUACCAGCCUGGGAAAGGUUUGGGGAAAAACCUCCAGGGUAUCUCCGAACCGGUCGAGGCGACGGUGCGUAAGGGAAAAGGAGCCAUAGGGGCGUAUGGACCCGAGAAAGCGGCGCAGAGAAUCGCCGAGCUCGAGGAAGGAGAGACGAAGCAGAAGCGCGAGGCCAACCAAUGGCGGAAGGGUGAAAAAAAGAUAAAGUACAUUUACAAGUCACUCGAAGAAGUACAGAAGGAGAGCGGGGUUUUCGUGGAACGUCAGAUAGGUCCCAAGGGCAAGGUCAUCGACAUGACGGGACCGGAACAGAGGGUGCUCUCGGGCUAUCAUCAAAUAGCUCAGCAGCAUCAUAGGCCGGAGGAAGACAUUGGGACCAAAGGUCCUCAGGGAAACUUCACGCUGCCCGAGUUGGAAGACAAUCUGGAUGUGCUCAUCAAAGCUUGUGAGUCCGAUAUCAAACGAAGUACUCGUCGCAUCGAAAGUGAGCAAGAUCGCAUCACGAAUUUGAAGUUCCAACAGGAGCGCGUCGACCUUGAGAGGGAGGAAAGCGAAAAAGUCGCACGAACUCUGUCCAAACUGGCCGCGUCCCUGGCUGAGCUGGAAGCCGGUUGUGGACCCCAAGCCAUACGACGUCUGAGCGUGGGGGAGUUGUGCAUAAAAUUCCGGAGACUCGUGGAUGAAUUUGAAACCGAAGUCAAUCAAUUCGAGUUGCUCGAUUUGGCCCCGUUGAUAAUUUUCCCUCUCAUGAAAGAUUUCCUUUCCGCGUGGAAUCCCCUCGAGAACCCACGGUACGGGAUCGAAGUGUUUCAGCAAUGGCAAGCCAUCCUGGAGCGACCGCACCGACCACGCAACGCACCCGAUUACUACCACAACCUGAUGUGGGAGGUCUGGUGUCCGCCGGUACGCCACGCGAUUUUCCGAUGGUCCCCGCGGAACCCUGUGUCCCGUCUCCAAGAAGAAAACAGAUUGGUGGUGCUUCUGGAAACCUGGAAGUCGUUGAUCCCAGCCGGUGUGCUGAAACACCUGUACGAACAGAUCAUUCUCCCGAAAAUCCAGCAGGAAGUCGAUCAGUGGGACCCACUCCAGGACACUGUCCCCAUCCACACGUGGAUUCAUCCGUGGCUGCCGCUGAUGUCCGAUUUGUUGGAACCGGUCUACCAACCGAUCCGCAUGAAAUUGGCCCAUGCCCUCACGAAAUGGCACCCGAGCGACAGUUCCGCCAAGGCGAUCCUGGAACCCUGGGUCGGCGUCAUGCCGAAAGGUUCUCUCGAAGCCUUCAUCGCGACCAACAUCAUUCCGAAGUUGGGUGUCGUACUCCAAAACUUCGUCAUCGAUCCAAGGAAUCAAGAAUUCAAAUCCUGGGAAUGGUUCACCGAUUGGGCAGACGUGGCUCCCGCUCCAGCUCUGGCUGCUGUGCUCGACAAGUAUUUCUUCCCUAAGUUCCACCCAGUGCUGUUCCAGCUGCUGCAAACAUCCCGGAACUAUGAAGACGUCUCGCAUUGGUUCUCCGGCUGGAAGGCCGCUUUUCCUGAUCAACUGCUCCAGGACGUCAGAAUUCGGGAGCAGUUCCGUCUCGCAUUGGAUACGAUGAAUCGGGCCGUCUCAGGGCAGCCAUUCCACGCUGUGAGAACGCCGGAAACUUUCAGUGCUCAGGUCCCGUCCGUGCAGCAACAAGCCCGCGAGAGAUCUGUUGCGGCACUGCUCGCGCAAAGCUCGAAAGUGACUUUCAAGGAAGGAUUGGAGCAGCGGGCGUACGAAAAAGGAAUCCUCUUCGCGCCCAUCCCGAAUCGCAAGCAAGACGAACGACAAGUUUACCAACUCGGAAACAGUAUACUGUAUCUGGAACGCAACACUAUAUUUGUAUAUAACGGUAAAACCUGGGUGCCGACGUCGAUGGAGAGUCUCUUGGACAGCUGCUAA
This is a messenger RNA of Galendromus occidentalis (western predatory mite), 2379 nucleotides long. It is a transcript of the gene sip1, whose product is annotated as septin interacting protein 1. NCBI's taxonomy places the organism in Eukaryota, Metazoa, Arthropoda, Arachnida, Mesostigmata, Phytoseiidae. The coding region runs from base 4 to 2379 and encodes 791 amino acids. The record is from RefSeq and is a predicted model, not a curated record. Gene Ontology annotation, cellular component: U2-type post-mRNA release spliceosomal complex. The transcript is spliced from 3 exons. Gene Ontology annotation, biological process: spliceosomal complex disassembly. Gene Ontology annotation, molecular function: nucleic acid binding.